Molecule: messenger RNA, 3061 nt
Organism: Paramisgurnus dabryanus
Lineage: Eukaryota; Metazoa; Chordata; Actinopteri; Cypriniformes; Cobitidae
Gene: ccnt2b
Product: cyclin T2b
Biological process (GO): regulation of transcription by RNA polymerase II
Molecular function (GO): cyclin-dependent protein serine/threonine kinase regulator activity
Source: RefSeq, a predicted model, not a curated record
CAUGAUGAUGCUGAGCGCGGUGCGGGCGGAAGCGGGUGGGAUGAUGGCGGCGGUGCAGCGGGUCGCUAGUAAAUGGCUCUUUACCCGAGAACAGCUCGAAAACACGCCGUCCCGCCGCUGCGGAGUCGAGCCCGACCGCGAGCUCUCGUACCGACAGCAAGCCGCCAACCUCAUCCAGGACAUGGGACAAAGAUUGAACGUGUCCCAGCUUACAAUCAACACAGCAAUCGUCUAUAUGCACAGAUUUUACAUGCUUAAUUCCUUCACAAAAUUCCAUAGAAAUAUUAUCUCUCCCACUACACUGUUUUUGGCUGCUAAAGUGGAGGAGCAGCCUAGGAAACUUGAACAUGUCAUUAAAGUAACGCAUGCUUGUCUGAACCCCAAUGACCCUCCACUGGAUACUAAGAGCAAUGUCUAUCUCCAGCAAGCUCAAGAGUUGGUGCUAUUAGAGACAAUAGUCCUACAGACACUCGGGUUUGAGAUAACGAUAGAGCAUCCACACACAGAUGUGGUGAGAUGUUCCCAGCUAGUGCGAGCGAGCAAGGACUUGGCCCAGACAUCCUAUUUCAUGGCUACCAACAGUCUUCACCUGACCACCUUCUGUCUCCAGCACAAACCCACAGUUGUGGCCUGUGUCUGCAUUCACCUGGCAUGCAAAUGGUCCAACUGGGAGAUUCCAGUCUCUUCAGAUGGGAAACACUGGUGGGAAUAUGUGGACCGGUCUGUGACUCUACAGCUGCUUAAUGACCUGACACAUGAGUUUCUUCAGAUCUUGGAAAAGACACCAAGCAAAUUAAAAAGAAUCCGUAACUGGCGGGCCACACAAGCUGCCAAGAAGCCAAAACUCGACAACCAAUCAAUGGACAGUUCCUUCCAGUCACCUUCUCUGAACCAGGACAACUCAUUGAUGGGGAAUAUGUGUGACCUCAGAGGUGGUAUUUAUUCAGAUCUGUCCACUGCUUUUCCAUUGGACACGGCGUCGAUGACUCUCAACGGCCUGUCGACCCUUCAGAGUUCCACUUUUAGCUUUCCUGCACCGAUCGCCCAGAGCGCAGAUGCUUUCUUGGCGCUCCAGGCGGCGCCGGUAAACAAACACGGACAUAGUUCUGCAUCUCUCGGCCCUCAGAAACUCACCCUAGAGAAAUACAGAGAAAAGCAUGCCGCCGAAUUAGAACAAAAACGGCGACACGAAGACGACGACAGUGACCAGCAUCGAAAACACGGCCAUUUGUCGUCCGAGUCAUCGUCGUCCGGAUCGGGCAGGAUGAAGCAUUCUCAAGCACAGGAGCGAACGAAGAGUGGUUCACUCAAGCGCCGCCACCCAUCCUCAGCUGAGAACGGCUCGGCCAAUCAGGAGGAGCUGAAGAUGAAGAUUAAGGUUUCGUCCGAAAGCAGCAAGGGACGCCACAGUCCGCGCUCCGGCCGCGAGAAACAUCGCGAGCAUUCGUCGCACAAAGCGCGAAGCGAUUCAUCGCACACGCACAGUAGCCACCACCAUCAUCACAACCAUCACCACCAUUCAUCCAAAACUCACAGAUCUUCCAAAAGCCACUCCUCCUCUGCCUCUGUACCUGUCAAUCAACCGCUAGGCCAUGCCCAUUUGCCGAAGAUUGACAGGAGGCUGGGGGAGGGGCAUAGUUCUGAGGGCGGUGCUGCUUUAAUUAAUAACGGUCCACAUAUGAAUUACGAAGACACUUUCAAUAUGCUUGAUUCCUUAUUGAACGCACACAACUUUUAAUCAAGCGCGUUACGUAAAACCUCAGACGUGAGAUAAUUUAUGCAAGAAUAACUCGUCUGUUAUGUCAUAGUCACUUUUUGGAUUUAAUCAUGUUUAUAACUAAAAAAAAAAGAAAAAACUACGUGAAGGUUGUGUUACAGAGUGAUUUUAUGAUUUUAUUGCUUUUAAUGAGAUGUAAUGCAGAUAGUGAACCGCCUCUGGCGAUCCGAAUCGGUUUUAGACUGUAAAAUGCAAUGUGAUGAAGUGAAUAUGUAUAUGUUUGUUUUUUUAUGCUCUAUUCACUUUUCUCCGUUAAUCAAAGGGAUGAAAAAGAAACGUGUGACUGUUUACAAAAAAGGAAGGUGCGGAUAUCUGUUCACUAUUAUUAUUUGUGUGGAUAUAUCUAUGUCUAAAUAUAUUUCACGAACGCUCAGGUUUGGAGGUCCUUAAAGGAAAAACGUUAGUCAAAUUUUAACUUGAUAACGCAAACUUUGAAGAUUAUAGCGCUAAUUUCAUGUUUACCGAACGCAAAUUGCCUGUACACAGAUUCCACUAUACCACUCUCCUCAUAUUGUAUAUUUAACAUAAUGUAGUUAUCUAUUUUGUGUUGUUAUCUUCCGAUAGAUAAGUGUGACCUUGUCGUGCAUGGGGUCAUUUUGCAUAGUAAAUGUUUUGUCUUAAAGUUUUAUCAUGAAAUUUUUAUUGUCGUAAUUCCGCUUUAUCGACCCUUUAAAGUAGUGGUUUUGUGGAAUCUGUUUUUUUCCGACAAGAAAGAAUUGUGAAUUUUUUUUCAUUGUGUACCAGAUUUGAACGGUCGAGAUCACGUCCCAGAAUCCUCAGCUGAUCUUUUCUGUUCAUUGCGGUGUACUUGAGCCUUAACUGUGCGAUAGAGAUUUGCAGACUGUGUGUCUGUGUCCUCUCAUCUGCGAUAGGGAAUCGGUCCCUGCUGUCUCAGUAUUUGACUCGUUUUAUCAUUUCUGUUCCCGUCUACUUUUAUUGGCCGCUGCCGGUUUUCUGCUCCCUUAAGAGUUUGGGGACCAUUUUUAAGGGGUUUGUUUGGCCAAGAGAUGAUCAAUUCUGGCAAAACACUUUGGAUCGUGGGUUUUAUAGACUCCUGGUCGCCCACUUGAAAUGUUUUGUUGUGCUGUUAUAAUCUCCAUUUAACAGAUACCAAAGGUUGUGCCUAAAUGUUUGCGUCCUCACACACUUGCUGUAUGAGCUUUUCCCAUUCUUUCUGAUUUUAAUUUUUAUUUGGAAUGCCACAGUUCUUUAUUAUAGUAUUAGAUCUGAGUAUCUGUAUGGAUGAGAUGUUGGAUUGUCUAAUAAACAUCCACGAAAAUUGUU